Messenger RNA from Punctularia strigosozonata HHB-11173 SS5, 1836 nucleotides. RefSeq names its product BING4CT-domain-containing protein. Gene Ontology annotation, biological process: maturation of SSU-rRNA from tricistronic rRNA transcript (SSU-rRNA, 5.8S rRNA, LSU-rRNA). The record is from RefSeq and is a predicted model, not a curated record. The coding region runs from base 1 to 1836 and encodes 611 amino acids. Gene Ontology annotation, molecular function: protein binding. NCBI's taxonomy places the organism in Eukaryota, Fungi, Basidiomycota, Agaricomycetes, Corticiales, Punctulariaceae. Gene Ontology annotation, cellular component: 90S preribosome; nucleolus; small-subunit processome. The transcript is spliced from 7 exons.
AUGGACUCCCUCAUCGCCAAGGCCGAUGCUAUUCGGCCGGUCACGAAGAAACGCAAGCUCGAGCGAUCGAGCAGAGGGAAAGCCGGACCUUCGAGCCGUACAGGCAAAGCCUUUGACAAGACCGCGUCUUCCAUCGCCCACAACACUGUGGUGCCCAAGUCACUGCGAGCGACGGAUCCUCCGCCCGAAGGCACUCGGACUUACAAGCACAUACAAAACAGGAAGCUUAGGACAGAGCUGACUCGCCAAUCAACCCACGCGGCGCGGGCGAAGGAACUGCUGAAGGAUGCGGAGCUGCUAUUGCAGGAUGAGGCGGGGGGAAUUCAGGUGGAAGACGAGAUGGAGAGGACAUGGAGGCUGGGUCAGACCGACAUCACGUCUGGGGCUGGAGAAGAGAGCGCGAAAGGAAGGAAAGAGUGGAGGCUCGACGCUGGUCCGUAUCGGUGUCGGUAUACCCGCAAUGGGAGACACCUCGCGAUAGUCGGGAAUAAGGGACAUGUGUCCACGUUCGACUGGCAAACGGGGACCAUGCAUUCAGAAUUGCAUCUCCAGGAAACAUGUCGGGAUAUAACAUUUCUGCAUGACCACUCUCAUUACGCCGUUGCGCAGAAGAAGUAUGUCUUCAUCUACGACAGGGACGGCGUCGAACUUCACCGCCUGAAAUCACACGUUGAGCCUACUCGACUCGAGUUCCUUCCUUACCACUGGUUGCUUGCGAGCGUCGGCAACACCGGCUACCUCAAGUACCAAGACACUUCCACCGGCCAGCUCUUGGUCGAGCACCGCACCAAGCUCGGCGCGUGCAACGUCAUGACCCAAAAUACGCACAACGCCGUCAUUCACCUCGGACACCAGAAUGGUACCGUCACGCUCUGGACGCCGAACCUGCCGCACCCGGCGGUGCGCCUGCUCGCGCAUCUCGGCCCGCUCUCGAGCGUCUCCGUCGACCCAAGCACCGGCGGGCGAUAUAUGGCCACCGCGGGCAAAGAUGGGACGGUCAAGGUCUGGGACUGUCGGAACUGGAAGGGUGAAGUGCGGAGCUGGACGGCGCGCGGGGGCGAGGCGGACGUGGCGUGGAGCCAGCGGGGCAUGCUCGCCGUCACAUCCGGCGGGACAGUCAACGUGUAUAACAAGCCGUCGAUCCAGACGCCGUUCAAGGGCGUGACACAGCCGCCCCUAUACCUUACGCAUCCUAUACCGCACCGACCCUUAACCUCUACCCGAUUUUGCCCGUUUCAGGACAUCCUCACCGUCGGCCACGCGGCGGGGCUAUCCAGCAUUCUCGUCCCCGGCAGCGGCGAGCCUAACUUUGACAGCGCGGAGGCCGAUCCGUUCGAGAACAGGCAGGCGAGACGGGAGCGCGAAGUCCGCAGCCUGCUCGACAAGAUCCAACCCGACGCGAUCACGCUCGAUCCCGAGUUCAUCGGCACGCUCGCGCCGCCGACUAAGCUUACCACGGCGGUCAACGGCAAGGUCGACACGCCCUACGCCCGUCUUCCGCGGUUAGAGCGUCUUCGAGUGUCCGGAAAAGCGGACGAGACGGAGGCGGCCGGUUCCUCUGAAGAGGAGGCGGACGAGGGCGACGGGAACAAGGAUGAGCACGCGAGGGAAUCCAAGGCCACGAAGGAGAAGAAGAAGAUGCGGGGUAAGAACAAGAGCCUCAAGCGCUACCUCCGCAAGCACCGGAAGAACGUUAUAGAUCCUCAAACGGUCGCGGUACGGGCCAAGUUGGAGAGGGAGAAGGAGGAGAGGAGGCAGGCGCGUGCUAUCGCGAGCGGCCAGGAGCAACCCAAAAAGCCGUCUGCUCUCGACCGAUUCAAAAAGAACAAAACAUAA